AUGGCCUCUCCGGGUAAAGGGGCUCCUGCGCAGGAGUGGGACGAGAUCGUGCCGGCUCCCGACCGUGACGCGACUGCGGCCAGCGGGUUGCGCGACAAGGCGACAGACUUCCUCGCCAGCCACGGCUCGGACGACACUUCUUUUACGUACGAAGAGGAGAAGGCGGUGGUGGGCCGCAUCGACCGCCGAGUCUUGCCCCUGAUUCUGGGCGCGUACUUCUUCCAGCAGCUGGACAAAAGUUCUCUGAGCUACGUUUCCAUCUUCGGUAUCAGCGACGAUGCGCACCUCGUGGGCCAGCAGUACUCGUGGCUGGGCUCGAUUCUCUACCUAGCGCAGCUGGUCAUGCAGCCGCUGGCGGCCUUUGUGCUCGUGAAGCUGCCCACGGGCAAGGUGCUAGCCACGGCCAUCUUCCUCUGGGGCUCGGCGCUGGCCAUCAUGUCGUCGUGCACAAACUUCCCGUCGCUGCUGGGGCUCCGCUUCGUGCUCGGCUCGUUCGAGGCCAUGAUCGCGCCGUGCUGCGUCGCUAUCACGCAGAUGUGGUGGCGCCGCGGCGAGCAGACGAUGCGCAACAGCUACUGGAACGCCAUGAAUGGCGUUACGGCCAUCGUCGGUAGUCUCUUCACCUACGGCCUGGGCCACAUUCAGAGCGAGCGCCUGUUCAAGUACCAGAUUAUCUUCAUGUUCUGCGGCCUCCUGACGGUCCUGUUUUCGGUUGUCGUAUUUGUCCUCAUGCCGGACUCGCCUAUGGAAGCGAAGUACCUCAGGGAUCGCGAGAAGGUGAUAGCCGUCGAGAGGCUGCGGGCGAAUCAGAUGGGCGUCGCUUCGAGAGAGUGGCGCUGGGACCACGUGUGGGAGACUCUGUGGGACUUGAAGACGUGGUGCUGGUUUGUCAUCAUUGUUGCCAUUUCCGGCGGCAUUUCCACUUUUGGCAGCCUCAUCGUCAAGUCCUUUGGAUACACCAACUUCGAGGCCAUUCUGUUCAACAUCCCGUUCGGAGCCAUCCAAAUCAUUGUCAUCAUCGGGUCCGGCUGGGUCGCCACCCGGUUCCAGAGCAAAGGGCUCGUGAUUGCGGGUGUCAGCGUCUUGCCGGCCGUGGGGACCAUCCUGAUGCUCACAGUUCCCCGCGCGUACAAGGGAGUGUUGCUGUUUGGCUACUACUUGGUCUCAUGCCUUGCAGCGAUCACACCGCUCAUCUAUGCCUGGCAGGCGCAGAACACGGGCGGAGACACCAAGAAGAAGUGCACCUCGGCCGUGGUGUUCAUAGGGAUGUGCACCGGGAACGUCAUUGGGCCGCUGCUCUUCUCGACCGACCAGGCGCCGCUCUACCGGCCGGGUCUUAUUGCUGCUUUGAUUAUGUUUGUGACGGUGGGCGGGCUGUCAGCACUCAUCCCCCUGUACCUCAUCAUUCUCAACCGUCAACACGCUAAGCAACGCGAGAGGCUAGGGAAGGAUGCGGUACUUGUUGACGAGUCGAUGCUAGCAAAGAACCAGAUGGAAAACAGCAAGGCCGUCGAGAUUGAAGGGGGCGGCGCGAACAGAAACCAGAGAGCGCUCGACGAGGACAAUGCCAUGCGCGACAUGACAGAUGUCAAGAAUGAAGACUUCAUCUACGUGUACUGA
This is a messenger RNA of Lasiosphaeria miniovina, 1620 nucleotides long. Its product is annotated as major facilitator superfamily domain-containing protein. The coding region runs from base 1 to 1620 and encodes 539 amino acids. Gene Ontology annotation, cellular component: membrane. Gene Ontology annotation, biological process: transmembrane transport. NCBI's taxonomy places the organism in Eukaryota, Fungi, Ascomycota, Sordariomycetes, Sordariales, Lasiosphaeriaceae. The transcript has 5 exons. The record is from RefSeq and is a predicted model, not a curated record. Gene Ontology annotation, molecular function: transmembrane transporter activity.